AUGCUUAAAUUAGCAAAAGGUUUACGGCGUUUAAGUGGAACGUGCCGGCAAUACAGUUACGCCACAGUGAUUGGAAGUGAACCGAACAGAAAUGAUCCCUACUAUCAAGAAAAUAAGACCAAAAUGGACGAGCUCGUUGAGGAGCUACAGCUGAAAACAAAUGAGGCUAUCAAAGGCGGUCCCGAGGAGGCGGUAAAGAGGCACACGGCGAGAGGAAAAUUGCUAGUGAGAGACAGGAUAAACCGGUUAGUGGACGAGGGAAGCGACGUUUUAGAAUUGAGUACGUUGGCCGCCACCGACAUGUACAAAGGUCAAGUUCCGAGCGCGGGCAUCGUUACUGCUAUCGGUAAAGUUCAAGGUCGGGACUGCAUGAUUGUUGGGAACGACGCUACUGUUAAAGGAGGAACCUAUUUUCCUAUCACAGUUAAGAAACACUUAAGAGCUCAGGCAAUUGCCCAAGAGUGCCGGCUUCCUUGCAUUUACCUCGUUGACUCGGGUGGAGCUCAUUUGCCAGACCAAGCGGACGUGUUUCCGGAUAGAGAACACUUCGGUAGGAUAUUUUAUAACCAAGCGAAUAUGUCUGCAGAAGAUAUUCCACAAAUAUCCGUUGUCAUGGGAUCGUGUACGGCGGGCGGUGCGUACAUACCAAGUAUGUCUGAUGAAAGUAUUAUAAUAAAGAACCAAGGUACAAUUUUUUUGGCUGGUCCCCCGCUUGUGAAAGCAGCUACAGGUGAAUCAGUAUCUGCGGAAGAUUUAGGAGGUGCUGACUUGCAUUGUCGACAGUCUGGAGUUACUGAUCAUUAUGCUCAAGACGAUGAGCAUGCCCUACACUUAGCGAGAAAUGUCGUUGCAAACUUGUACUGGAAUAAUGAUCAAAGAGUUAGAGUUUAUGCCCCAAAAGUUGAUGAUCCUGUAUAUAAUAUUGAAGAUUUGCAUGGAAUUGUUGGAGCGAAUAUUCAAAGACCUUUUGAUAUCAGAGAAGUGAUCGCUAGAGUAGUCGAUGGUAGUAGGUUCCAUGAAUUUAAACAACUGUAUGGUGAGACAUUAGUUUGUGGGUUUGCAUCUGUGUAUGGUCAUCCAGUGGGUGUAAUCGGCAAUAAUGGUGUUCUACAAUCGGAAGCUGCCUUAAAAGGCUCACAUUUCAUUCAACUGUGUGCUGCUCGUAAAAUACCUUUAUUAUUCCUACAGAAUAUUACUGGUUUUAUGGUCGGAAGGGAGGCUGAAGCUGGUGGGAUUGCAAAGAACGGCGCAAAAAUGGUGACAGCCGUAAGUUGUUUUAAAGGGCCUAAGAUUACUGUCAUUGUAGGUGGCAGUUUUGGAGCUGGUAACUACGGCAUGUGUGGGCGUGCUUAUUCUCCUAGUUUCCUUUAUAUGUGGCCAAAUGCAAGAAUUUCUGUGAUGGGUGGACCUCAAGCUGCUACAGUACUCUCAUUGGUUGCUAAAGAGAAAGCUAAUAGGGCGGGCAAACCUUGGACAGAAGAAGACGAAAAGAAAGUGAGGGCACCCCUAGAAGCUCAAUUUGAAAAAGAGGGACGACCGUAUUACAGUACUGCUCGCCUAUGGGAUGAUGGCAUAGUUGCACCAAGAGAUACGAGAAAGAUAAUAGGACUCAGUUUAUCAGCAGCAUUAAACGCUCCAUUUAGACAAAGUAAAUUUGGUGUUUUCAGAAUGUGAGAUAAUUUCAAAGACUUUAUGAGUGUGAGUGUGUGAUAACGAGUGCUAUUAACGAUAACAUAGUUACGAAGUACUAUUUAUGUUAGAUAUUAUUAUUAAACUUGAUUUAUUUUACGAUUACGUUUAUCAGUACUGAUCAAUUUUGUUACGAAAUCUCUAUUUUCUUUUACGUCGAAAUAUUUAUUUAACAUCAUGCUAUAUGCAUUAUAAAAAUAUUUUGAAGUUGUAUGACUAUGUGUAAGUUAUUGCUUGAGCAACGUAAUUUAUUUCUAUCUCUGUACGCCGUAUUAUAAAGAAACCAUUAUAGAAA
Melitaea cinxia (Glanville fritillary) is the source of this 1984-nucleotide messenger RNA. RefSeq names its product probable methylcrotonoyl-CoA carboxylase beta chain, mitochondrial (gene Mccc2). Gene Ontology annotation, biological process: L-leucine catabolic process. Gene Ontology annotation, cellular component: mitochondrion; methylcrotonoyl-CoA carboxylase complex. The record is from RefSeq and is a predicted model, not a curated record. Gene Ontology annotation, molecular function: methylcrotonoyl-CoA carboxylase activity. NCBI's taxonomy places the organism in Eukaryota, Metazoa, Arthropoda, Insecta, Lepidoptera, Nymphalidae. The coding region runs from base 1 to 1674 and encodes 557 amino acids. The transcript has a single exon.